Molecule: messenger RNA, 1342 nt
Organism: Photinus pyralis (common eastern firefly)
Lineage: Eukaryota; Metazoa; Arthropoda; Insecta; Coleoptera; Lampyridae
Gene: YL-1
Product: vacuolar protein sorting-associated protein 72 homolog
Exons: 7
Coding region: 189-1298 (369 amino acids)
Biological process (GO): regulation of DNA-templated transcription; chromatin remodeling
Cellular component (GO): nucleus
Molecular function (GO): ATP-dependent H2AZ histone chaperone activity
Source: RefSeq, a predicted model, not a curated record
UGUUUGCUGACGUCAGAGGCUCUGUAUAAAUUUUGCACAACAGAAUAAUGGCUGAAUGUUUUGUUUUGUGAAUUAUCUCAAACUAUAAACAUCAGUGAAUUUUUUGAAUCCCCAAGUGAUCACUUUAUUGCACCUGCUUCGACCUUGAUUUCAGUGUACCCAUCAUCUCACACUCGAAACAAGCAACAAUGAGAGACCGAGCAAAACGUUCGACUGCGGGUAAUCGCAUGGCUAAGUUGUUAAACGAGGAAGAGGAGUGCCAGGAUGAAUUUUACAAAGUCAAUUAUGGGGGUUUUCAAGAGACGGCAACUGAUAAUGAAUACGAAGCCGAAGAGGAAGGAGAGGAUCAGGUGGAUUCCGAUUUUAGUAUUGACGAAAAUGACGAACCUGUUUCUGAGAAUGAGGAAGAGAGUCAACGGAAAAAGAGGAGAUUGGUUACAAAAGCCUAUAAGGAACCAGUACCAAACCAAAACAAGCAAAAGUCUACUCCGAAACCGAAACCAUCAGCUUCCAAAGAGAAUAAUGACACUCAACAAACGUCUGAUCAAGGAGCUGCUUUUGCAAUGAUGUUCAAACGAAAAUCCAUAAGAAAAUCAACUGCAGCCAAAUCGGCAGCCACAGCUCAACGUGUUAAAAUUCGAACGUUGGAGCAGAAGAAAAAAGCAAAAAAGCCGAAAGAAGAGGAAUGGAUACCAACCCAAGAGGAACUUUUAGAGGAAGCUAAAGUUACCGAAUUGGAAAAUUUACAAGCUUUAGAAAGAUACCAGAAAAUGGAAAGUGAAAAGAAAUCGAGGCGCCCUUUCAAGAGAACACGAUUUGGUCCUAUUAUUCGGUACCAUUCUAUGCGAAUGCCUCUAAUCGAAGAAGUUAAUCCAGAGUACGUAUGCUGUGUUAUGAUUUUUAAAUCUAAAUGUCUAAUUUACAGAGAAAAGGUUAAAAAUGAAAAUAAAGCAGAUCCUGCUCAGAAAUACUAUGAGAGAACUUUUAUAACAUUUUUGGAUGAUCCCAACGAUGUAGUAUACAAAAAUGUAAUGAAGAUUAGGCCCCCGCCAAAAGUUCCAAAUAAGUUACGAUGCACAAUCACAAAAAAACCAGCAAAGUAUGUGGAUCCAUUAACUUGCUUACCGUAUCACGACAUACAAAGCUUUAACUUAAUUCGAGAAGCAUAUUACCAACAGCUAGAGGCACAUGGAGAUAAAAACGACCCCGUAAUGGGCAAAUGGUUGGAGUGGUACGCAAAAAAUAAGGACAAAAGCAGAAAACUUCGAUUUCAUAGAUCAGUUCCUAAAACAAAUUAAUAUGGCAGUUUCUGUAAUUUGUAUAAAUAAAAACUGAAAAGUCA